This is a messenger RNA of Pipistrellus kuhlii (Kuhl's pipistrelle), 1554 nucleotides long. It is a transcript of the gene TNFRSF13C, whose product is annotated as TNF receptor superfamily member 13C. Gene Ontology annotation, biological process: positive regulation of B cell proliferation; positive regulation of T cell proliferation; B cell costimulation. The record is from RefSeq and is a predicted model, not a curated record. Bases 37 to 537 code for a protein of 166 amino acids. Gene Ontology annotation, cellular component: external side of plasma membrane. NCBI's taxonomy places the organism in Eukaryota, Metazoa, Chordata, Mammalia, Chiroptera, Vespertilionidae. Gene Ontology annotation, molecular function: signaling receptor activity. The transcript is spliced from 3 exons.
GCGGCCUCAGUGCCAGCCGGGCGCCGGCGGGGCAGCAUGGGGGCGCGGGGCCGGCGGGGCCGCAGCGGGCCGCCCUCGCGGUGCCCGCAGCCCGAGUGCUUCGACCCGCUGGUGCGCGUGUGCGUGGCCUGCAGCCUCCUCCGCACGCCGGAGCCCCCGGCGGCCGAGCCGAGCAGCGCGGCGGCGGGGACGGCGGUGUGGCCGCGGGAGGCGGGCGCGGGGCCCGGGGCGCUGCUGCUGGGCGCCCCCGCGCUGCUGGGCCUGGCGCUGGCCCUGGUGCUGGCGGCCGCGCUGGGCUGGCGGCGGCUGCGGCGGCCCGCGCCCCCCGAGGCCCCGGACACCGCGCUGGACGACGAGCCCCUGGACACCGUCAUCGUCCUCUCUUCCGGGCCCCUGGAUGCCCCCGGGCCCGUCUGGCCUGCCCCCGGGGAAGACCCAGCCACCAUGCCCCCGGCCCACAGCGUCCCCGUGCCCGCCACGGAGCUGGGCUCCACCGAGCUGGUGACCACGAAGACGGCCGGGCCUGAGCAGCAGUAGCCAUGGGCGGGGCAGGAGGGCCCUGGCCUCCCGGGGCCAUCGGCUGAGGGGCUGGAGGUCGAUCGGCUCUUCGCCCCGUCCACCUGCCCCUUCCUGGAACCAGGCCGCUCCGGGCCGAGCCCGCAGAGCCGCAGACACUGGCGUGUGGGACGGACGCCCAUCGUGCUGGGGCCUCGCAGGCUGUGCCGAGGAGCCGGGCGCUGUGACAGGAGCACUGAGCGGGGAGCCCCGCCACGCGAGCGCGUCCAGAAGGGCCCGGAGCUGGUUUGGAACGUCUUUAGCUCUCACCCUCAGCUGCCCGCUUCUACCCGGACGUGGCUGCCCGAGGCCCGAGAGGGCUCCUUCGGGAUUUAACACAAGGUGGCUCCUCGGAACAGCCUGGAUUGCGCGGACGCUCGGCACCUGGCACCCUGGGCAUUGCCACUCCGGGGCGGCUUCCAAGGCCCUGGCUCCCCCUGGCGCCGCCUCCCCCCUCCGGGGCUGGCUUCACGCUCACUGGAGGUGCGGGCAGAGCUCACUCAGCCGGCCCGGGCCCAGGGCCUGCAGGAGGCUUCGUCACAGGCCUGUGGCCUGCCCUCCCCAAGUCCUAGGCCCAGCCCCUGGGCCCACCCACUUCCCAGUGGGACUGCUCCUCUGACUGAGGUGCGGUGCUCCCUCAGCCUGUCUUGCCAGCCUCCUGCGUGGGCUCAGCUCUCCUGACCGGGACUCCUCCUGGGAGGCGGCCUUGGACCUGCUUACAGCUCAGCGUCUCAAAAGGAGCACUGCGCUGGGAGUCGGGAGAUGGGGUCUGGGGGCCGUUUUGUCCCCUGUGGGGCCUUGGCCACCGCUGUCCCGUGUACUGAUGCUCCCCUCUUCCCCACCGGACAUCAGAACUGCCCGGCAGAUCCCCAUCCUCUCCCAGCUCAGGAGCCAUCACCAGCCAGUUUCCCCCCAGGACCUGGACACUCACGUCUAAGUCUCUUCCCAGCCGCUCCCUCCCCCCACAGCUCAGAUGCCCUCCCUCCACGGGGCCAGGUG